ACGCGACGCGAUUGAUAACUGAAACAUCGAAUAGCACGCAAGCGAAUCCACACUAGCUAGCUAGGGUUCCAAAAUCCUCAAAACCUACAUUUCGAACGCUUCUUUUCUUUCUUUCUUUCUUCCAUUGAUGCUAAAAUGUACGGUUCACAAGAGUACGAUCCAAGCGAGAACGAUCACGGGAACGCCAUGGAUGAUCAGUACGGCGGCUACGGCAACGACGAGGAGGAGAUCACGCAGGAGGAUGCGUGGGCUGUGAUCAGCGCCUACUUCGAGGAGAAGGGGCUGGUGCGGCAGCAGCUUGACUCCUUCGACGAGUUCAUCCAGAACACGAUGCAGGAGAUCGUCGACGAGUCCGCCGACAUCGAGAUCCGCCCCGAGUCCCAGCACAAUCCCGGCCGCCACUCCGACGCCGUCGAGACAAUCUACCGGAUCAGCUUCGGGCAGAUAUAUCUGAGUAAACCGAUGAUGACGGAGUCGGAUGGAGAGACUUCAUCUCUUUUUCCCAAGGCUGCAAGGUUGAGGAACUUGACCUACUCUUCUCCGCUCUACGUAGAUGUCAUCAAGAGAGUUGUCAAGAAAGGCCAUGACUGUGAGGAGGUCACUGAAACCCAGGAGUUUGCAAAAGUUUUCAUCGGCAAGGUGCCAAUAAUGCUGCGGUCAAGCUACUGUAGCUUGUACCAGACCUCAGAGAAGGAUUUGACUGAACUGGGAGAGUGCCCAUAUGAUCAAGGAGGAUACUUCAUCAUCAAUGGCAGCGAAAAGGUUCUGAUUGCUCAGGAGAAGAUGAGCACCAACCAUGUCUAUGUCUUCAAGAAACGGCAGCCCAACAAGUAUGCCUAUGUUGCCGAGGUCCGGUCCAUGGCCGAGUCCCAGAACCGGCCGCCCAGCAGCAUGUUCGUCAGGAUGCUCGCUAGGACAAGUGCCAAAGGGGGAGCCUCAGGGCAAUAUAUCCGAGCCACUCUUCCAUACAUACGGACAGAAAUCCCAAUCAUAGUUGUCUUCCGAGCGUUAGGAUUUGUGGCAGAUAAGGAUAUACUAGAGCACAUAUGUUAUGAUUUUAAGGAUACUCAAAUGAUGGAGUUGCUUCGUCCAUCCUUAGAAGAGGCUUUUGUAAUUCAAAAUCAACAGGUUGCACUUGACUAUAUUGGAAAAAGGGGAUCCACAGUGGGAGUCACACGAGAAAAGAGGAUUAGGUAUGCCAAAGAAAUCCUCCAAAGAGAAAUGCUUCCACAUGUUGGCAUUGGGGAGUAUUUUGAAACUAAGAAAGCAUACUAUUUUGGCUACAUUAUCCAUCGGCUUUUACUCUGCGCACUUGGCCGUAGGCCAGAAGAUGACAGAGAUCACUAUGCAAAUAAGAGACUGGACCUUGCUGGCCCUCUUCUUGGAGGCUUGUUCCGAAUGUUGUUCAGAAAGUUAACCAGGGAUGUCAACUCCUAUGUUCAGAAGUGUGUUGACAGUGGCAAGGAUGUUAACUUGCAAUUUGCAAUCAAAGCGAAAACAAUAACAAGUGGCCUCAAAUAUUCUCUUGCUACUGGGAACUGGGGACAAGCAAAUGCAGCUGGCACUAGAGCAGGAGUAUCACAGGUUUUGAAUCGCUUAACAUAUUCAUCCACUCUCUCCCACUUGAGAAGGUUAAACUCGCCCAUUGGACGUGAAGGGAAGUUGGCAAAACCGCGACAACUGCACAACUCGCAUUGGGGAAUGAUGUGUCCUGCAGAAACACCUGAAGGACAAGCCUGUGGAUUGGUGAAGAACCUUGCCCUGAUGGUCUACAUAACUGUAGGUUCAGCGGCAAAUCCAAUUUUGGAGUUCUUGGAGGAAUGGAGUACAGAAAAUUUUGAGGAAAUAUCUCCUGCAGUAAUUCCUGACUCCACCAAAAUUUUUGUUAAUGGUGCCUGGGUUGGGAUUCAUCGUAACCCUGAACUCUUGGUGAAAACUCUCAGACAGUUAAGAAGACAGGUUGACGUUAACACUGAAGUUGGAGUCAUCAGAGAUAUUCAUCUGAAAGAACUUCGGCUUUAUACGGACUAUGGCCGCUGUAGCAGACCAUUGUUUAUUGUUGAAAAACAAAAGCUGUUGAUAAAGAAGAAAGAUAUCCUUAUUCUGCAGCAAAGGGAGUCCCCUGAGGAUGGUGGUUGGCAUGAUCUUGUUGCAAAAGGGUUUAUCGAGUAUGUUGAUACAGAGGAAGAAGAGACUACUAUGAUUUCUAUGACAAUAAAUGAUCUUGUAGCUUCACGGCUCAAUCCAGAUGAGGCCUACUCUGGAACAUAUACUCACUGCGAAAUUCAUCCAUCAUUAAUAUUGGGUGCUUGUGCUUCUAUCAUACCAUUUCCUGAUCAUAACCAGUCCCCACGUAAUACAUACCAAUCUGCAAUGGGGAAGCAAGCUAUGGGAAUAUACGUUACAAAUUACCAGCUACGGAUGGAUACGCUAGCCUAUGUUCUCUACUACCCUCAGAAACCUCUAGUUACUACCCGUGCCAUGGAGCAUUUGCACUUUAGGGAGCUACCAGCUGGAAUUAAUGCCAUAGUUGCAAUUACCUGUUAUUCGGGGUACAACCAAGAGGAUUCUGUAAUUAUGAACCAAUCCUCAAUUGAUCGCGGAUUCUUUAGGUCUCUCUUCUUCCGUUCAUACAGGGAUGAGGAGAAGAAGAUGGGUACCCUUGUAGCAGAGGACUUUGGGCGUCCGAAUAGGGAAAACACCAUGGGAAUGCGGCAUGGAUCUUAUGAUAAAUUGGAUGAUGAUGGCCUUGCCCCACCUGGGACAAGGGUCUCAGGUGAAGAUGUUAUUAUUGGAAAGACGACACCAAUUCCUCAGGAUGAUUCUCAGGGGCCAAGCUCAAGAUACACGCGUCGUGAUCAUAGCACUAGCUUACGCCAUAGUGAAACCGGAAUGGUGGACCAGGUUCUGUUGACGACAAAUGCUGAUGGAUUGAGGUUUGUCAAAGUGAGGAUGAGAUCCGUCCGGAUACCUCAGAUUGGUGACAAGUUCAGCAGCAGGCAUGGACAAAAGGGGACAAUUGGGAUGACCUAUACACAGGAAGAUAUGCCAUGGACAAUCGAAGGCGUCACUCCAGACAUCAUUGUGAACCCCCACGCUAUUCCUUCUCGUAUGACAAUCGGUCAGCUCAUUGAGUGCAUCAUGGGGAAGGUUGCUGCUCACAUGGGAAAGGAGGGAGAUGCAACUCCUUUCACUGAUGUCACUGUGGAUAAUAUCAGCAAAGCCCUUCACAAAUGCGGUUACCAAAUGCGUGGGUUUGAAACAAUGUACAAUGGUCAUACAGGGCGCCAGCUGACCGCGAUGAUCUUCCUAGGACCUACAUACUACCAGAGGCUGAAGCACAUGGUGGAUGACAAGAUCCAUUCGCGUGGCAGAGGCCCCGUCCAGAUUCUCACCCGGCAGCCUGCUGAAGGGCGAUCUCGUGAUGGAGGCCUGCGAUUUGGGGAAAUGGAACGCGACUGCAUCAUUGCUCACGGGGCUUCAAACUUCCUCAAGGAGAGGCUGUUUGACCAGAGUGACGCGUAUAGAGUUCACGUUUGUGUGAAGUGUGGUUUAAUUGCCCUUGCCAAUCUUAAAAAGAACUCGUUCGAGUGUAGAGGUUGCAAGAACAAAACCGAUGUCGUUCAGGCGCAUCUGCCUUACGCUUGUAAGCUACUUAUUCAGGAGCUCAUGGCCAUGGCUAUUGCCCCAAGGUUGCUGACAAAGGAAACGAACUUAUCCGAAGAAAAGAAGAGAGGAGCAUAGCCUAGGAUCAUCUAGUGCCAGAAAGUUUCAAAGAGAAAGGCCCAAGAUGGCCCUAGAUAUGGGUCCUGCCGUUUAGCCCACUAUGCCUUCAUGGGCCAACCCACGAGGGCCUUAGUGGGCCAGCUUUUCGUGCCUUUUGUGAGUUUCCUGUCAGGGCUAACAAAUAAUGUUUUUUAAUUUAAACUUCACAAAGCAAUCCAGGAAAUAAUGUUAUCUACUUGAAUAAUACCUCAAAAUCUUU
Diospyros lotus (date-plum) is the source of this 3985-nucleotide messenger RNA. RefSeq names its product DNA-directed RNA polymerase II subunit RPB2-like. The record is from RefSeq and is a predicted model, not a curated record. Gene Ontology annotation, cellular component: RNA polymerase II, core complex. The transcript is spliced from 26 exons. Gene Ontology annotation, biological process: DNA-templated transcription. The coding region runs from base 136 to 3744 and encodes 1202 amino acids. NCBI's taxonomy places the organism in Eukaryota, Viridiplantae, Streptophyta, Magnoliopsida, Ericales, Ebenaceae. Gene Ontology annotation, molecular function: DNA binding; ribonucleoside binding; DNA-directed RNA polymerase activity.